Camellia sinensis is the source of this 1565-nucleotide messenger RNA. RefSeq names its product F-box protein MAX2 homolog A. Gene Ontology annotation, biological process: SCF-dependent proteasomal ubiquitin-dependent protein catabolic process. The record is from RefSeq and is a predicted model, not a curated record. Gene Ontology annotation, cellular component: nucleus; SCF ubiquitin ligase complex. NCBI's taxonomy places the organism in Eukaryota, Viridiplantae, Streptophyta, Magnoliopsida, Ericales, Theaceae.
CAUCGUCAUGAUCAACUCUAUGAUAUUGCUGAUAUUUCUUCUAUAUCAAAUGCUAGAUCUGAUCCAGAAGACGAUGAAAGUGCUUCGUUGGAUGCUAGAAUCAACCAUAUCAUACUUGGGCACCUCUUUGCUAGCUUACCGUUACAUGAAGAAUUGGUUCUUGAUGUCUGCCAGAAUGUCAGAGAUAUCUGGCCAGCACUGGAGCUGCUUAGUUCCAAGUGUCCCCGGCUCAAAUCUUUAAAACUGGGAAAGUUCCAUGGAAUCUGUCGUGGAAUAGCUCCUCAUCCCGACGGGGUUGCACUCUGUAAAGGGUUGGAAUCCCUGUCCAUCAAGAACUCCAUGGACUUGACUGAUGCUUGUUUGAUAACAAUCUCUUUUGGUUGCCCCAAAUUGGCCAAGUUUGAGGAUCAAGGAUGCAAGAAGAUCACUGAAAUAGGGAUCAAUAAAAUGGCUCAAAUCCUUCGGCAAACUCUGAUCAAUGUGAAGAUCUCUAGCUGUAAACAUCUCAACACUCAGGCCUCAUUACGUGCAUUGGAACCAAUUCAAAGCCAAAUCCAGCGACUUCACCUUGAUUGCAUGUGGGAAAGCAACCAAGCAUUGGAAGAGGAGGCCAGCAGUUCAAAUCAAUCAGCAGUUUUCAAGAACGUACAAACAAAUAGGAGAGAUGUCAUAUGGGAAGAAACAUACUCGGGGAAGCAAUGUAAGUACUUGGAUGUGUACUACACUCAAAUUCAAGGGAGAGGCAAUGAAGUCUCUGGCAGGACUUGGUCUCAGCUUCAGUAUCUAUCGCUUUGGAUUGCCGUUGGUAAGUUGCUCACUCCUUUGGCCUUGUUGGGGUUAGAGAAUUGCCCGGUGCUUGAAGAGAUAGAAAUCAUAAUCGAAGGCGAUUGCAGAUACCAGUCAAGACCUUAUGUGAAGGCAUUUGGAUUGAGUUCACUGGCAAGGUAUCCUCGGCUAUCAAAGAUGCAUCUGGAUUGUGGUGGUGCAAUAGGGUUUGCUCUAACUGCCCCUUCUGGGCAUAUGGAUCUCAGCCUGUGGGAACGGUUUUACCUUAAUGGGAUUCAGAAUUUCAAUCUCUCUGAGCUCGAUUAUUGGCCUCCACAAGACAGGGAUGUUAAUCAGAGAAGCCUCUCUCUCCCUGCAGCAGGAUUACUCGCAGAAUGUUCGAGUCUUAGGAAACUUUUCAUUCAUGGGACAGCUAACGAACACUUCAUGAUGUUUCUACUAAGAAUUCCAAAUAUCAGGGAUGUACAACUGAGAGAAGAUUACUACCCGGCACCAGAUAAUGAUACAAGCACAGAGAUGCGAGUUGAUUCAUGCUGUCGAUUUGAGGAUGCCCUGAAUAGGCAUCACAUACCAGACUGAGAAUAGGUUACACUAACCUUUCUAAUCCUUGAUGUGAAACCAGCAAAUUCUUGUUUCCUCUCCCAUAAAUAAUGCAGAAGAAGAUCAGAAUUAAAAAAUCCACAUAAAUGUUGAAAAGUUUGUGCUAGUUUCAUAGUAGUUUGGAGGACUCUGAAAUUAACAAGCAUCACCACAAUAAUAUCCGUUUAUUAAUUACAGCC